AUGGCGAACACUAACGCAUUUCAUCGUUCCAUUACCUUGCAAGCCUUUAUGGUCCUAUCUGUGCUUUCAGUUUUUGCAGCAGAUGUCGAGGGAGGAGAUGGGUGCCCGAGUUUCUCCUGCGGUCAUCUCCGACAUGUUCGGUCUCCUUUCCGCCGGCGAGGUGAUCCUAGUGAGUGCGGCUCUCAAUCACAUGAGCUGGUUUGCAGCCAUAGUAAGGCUAAAAUUCUCAUCAGCAAUACAGCAUACUAUGUGGCUACCAUCAACUACACCAGUUCGUCUUUCCGGGUUGUGAGCGCCAACUUGGAUACGAACAGCAGCUGCCCUCUUCCUUCCUACACAUUCCCAGUAUACGGAAAAACUGGUUCGGAUGGCUUCGUCGAUUUCUAUACUACUGCCUCCUGGGCAUGCUUUGUUAAUUGUUCCCGAGCAAUAACGAAUAAUAGUUGGUACAAACCUGUUGCUUGCCUGAGUGCGGAAAAAUCACAUGUUUAUGUCCGGGCUAACAUAUAUCCAUGUAAAAUCGGAUAUCUCCAACCUUCUUGUCGAAGCUUGAACAUGAUUCCCUUUGGCGUGGAAUCGUAUAUCUCUAACCUAGAGCUCCAGAAUGUAAGUUAUGAUGAUAUCAUGGAAUUCAUAAGGAUGGGAUUUACGGUUGAGUUUCCUUAUUCUAGUAUUGAAAGCUUCUCGACUGUUGAGAUUAUCAACAAAUGCGUGAGCAACUCAACAAGCUACUUCAAGAAGCUUGUCUCUGAUCCAAGAGCGAUGCACUGGUUUCGUGCUAUAUUCCUUACGGGGAAUCAAUUCAUAAGCUGUUUAUAUUUGGACCGAUAUGGUUCUGUCGGUGUUGCUGUUCCAGUAGUAUUUGGACCUAUAUGUUUCAGUAUUGAAACCAUAAUAUAUUCUAUUGAUGCCCUCAAGUUCCUUUUUGGUCUCUGCAGAUUUGUCUUGGCACCCUUGGCUGUAUUAAUAUUCCUUGCCCACAAGUACUGGAAAACAAGCAUCAUAAUUGAUGCAGUUGAAAAGUUCCUCCGGAUGCAACAAAUGAUCGGCCCAGUAAGGUACGCCUAUACAGACAUCACUGCAAUCACCGGCCAUUUCAGAGAUAAAUUGGGCCAAGGGGGCUACGGCUCCGUGUACAAGGGAGUGCUACUCCCAGGCGAUGUUCAUGUCGCGGUCAAGAUGCUAGAGGGUAACUCCAAUUGUAAUGGAGAAGAUUUCAUCAGUGAGGUUUCCACACUCGGAAGUAUUCACCAUGUCAAUGUGGUUCGUUUAGUGGGGUUCUGCUCCGAGGAAAUGAGGAGGGCGCUAGUCUAUGAGUACAUGCCUGAAGGUUCUCUUGACAAGUACAUUUUUUCCGCCGAGAAGAUUUUCUCUUGGGACAAGCUCAUUGAGAUUGCUUUGGGCAUUGCCAGGGGGAUCAACUACCUCCACCAGGGAUGCGAGAUGCAAAUUGUACACUUUGACAUCAAGCCACACAACAUUCUUCUUGAUGGAAAUUUUGUCCCCAAAGUUGCUGAUUUCGGUCUCGCCAAACUUUACCCGAAGAAUAAUAGUUUUGUUCCACUGAGUGUCCUACGGGGAACUGUCGGGUACAUAGCUCCUGAGAUGAUAUCCCGAAGCUUUGGCGUCAUAUCGAGCAAAUCCGAUGUUUACAGCUUCGGGAUGCUGCUGCUGGAAAUGGCUGGAGGACGUAGGAAUUCUGACCCGAAUGCAGUGAACUCAAGCCAGGCAUACUAUCCGUCAUGGGUGUAUGACCAUCUAAAGAAGCAAGAAGUGGGAGAUGAUGAGAUAUCUACUGCAGCGUCUGAGAUGCAUGAGUUGGAGAGGAAGUUGUGUCUUGUUGGGCUUUGCUGCAUCCAGAUGAAGUCCCACAACCGGCCGACGAUGAGCGAUGUCAUAGACAUGCUUGAAGGUGGCGUCGACGGCAUGGAGGUGCCUUCCAGGCCAUUUUUCUGUGAUGAUGAGGAGGCCGAUAUAACAGAUUCUUACCGUUUCUUCUCGGAGCUUACUGCCAUCUCCGAGGAGGAGGUGAGCGAAGACAUACAUACAUGCAACUGA
Lolium rigidum is the source of this 2058-nucleotide messenger RNA. Its product is annotated as LEAF RUST 10 DISEASE-RESISTANCE LOCUS RECEPTOR-LIKE PROTEIN KINASE-like 2.4. Gene Ontology annotation, biological process: protein phosphorylation. Bases 1 to 2058 code for a protein of 685 amino acids. The record is from RefSeq and is a predicted model, not a curated record. Gene Ontology annotation, molecular function: ATP binding; protein kinase activity; polysaccharide binding. The transcript is spliced from 3 exons. Lineage: Eukaryota; Viridiplantae; Streptophyta; Magnoliopsida; Poales; Poaceae.